CUCCACUUCUUCGGAUCAGGACCCUCCUUCAUUCGCAAUGCUCGGUCGCCGCAACAUGGAGAAAUACUUCCGAGUAGCGAGGAACACUGCUAUUAAUCCCAGGAGCACAUCGGCUGGCAGGCUACUCAGGAGCUCGACGCUAUUUUCAUACGGACAGCAUCAGGCACAAAGACAGCCUUCAGCCCAUAGCUAUGCCUUUGCUCAGCUCAGGUACCUCCGACAAAUGUCGACACCGGAGCUGCGGAAGGAGUUUACGGAUUUUUUUGUCAAUGAGUAUAGUCAUGUGCCUGUCAAGAGCUCCAGUUUGAUCCCACAUAACGACAAAUCCUUGAUGUUCACGAACGCAGGGAUGGUUCAGUUCAAAGACUACUUCAGGAACCCCGCGACAGCACCAUUCAAGCAGGCAACAAGCAUUCAAAAGUGCAUGAGAGCUGGAGGAAAGCACAAUGACCUGGACAAUGUCGGCUACACGCCCCGCCACCACACGUUCUUUGAGAUGCUCGGCAACUUUUCAUUCGGGGAGUAUUCAAAGAGCAGAGCCAUUCAAAUGGCAUGGCGUUUCCUGACAGAAGUCGUGAAGCUACCCAAGGAUCGUCUUCGCGUCACUGUUCUAGCAUCAGAUCAAGAGUCGUUCGACAUCUGGAGGAACCAAGAAGGUAUUCCGGAGGAAAAGAUUAUCCGCUGCGACGCCAAGGACAACUUUUGGACGAUGGGCGAAGGAGCUGGACCCUGUGGGCCUUGUACAGAGAUCUUUUGGGACACUCAGAACGACGACCUAGGAGAUGACCGAUGGCUUGAGAUCUGGAACCUGGUCUUCAUGCAGCAUUAUAGAAACGAUCAAGGACAGCUCGAGAAUCUUCCAAUUAUCUGUGUGGAUACUGGCAUGGGCCUGGAGCGACUGGCGGCUGUUGUCCAGAGCAAGGAGAACAACUUUGAGACUGAUGUAUUUGGUCCGCUCUUUGAGGGCCUGCACAAGAUCAUGGGAGACGCUGGAAUCGAGUCAUCUCGCGACAUCAAUUCCUCACCCCACAAGAAAAUCAUUGUGGAUCAUAUGCGGGCUAUGAGUUUUUUGAUCGCUGACGGAGUGAUCCCCAGCAACGUUGGGCGUGGUUAUGUUCUCAGGAGAAUCAUUCGACGUGCCCUUCGUUCUGGCAACCAACUGGGGUUCACAAAGCCAUUUAUGACCGACUUGUAUCCUUAUCUUUUGAAAUCAUUCAGCGAUGGCGUCUAUUCUGAAAUGGUAUCAAGGCAGGACUCUAUUAAAGGCAUCAUUCACCAGGAGGAAGAGAUCUUCAUGGGCACACUUUCCAAGGGCUUGGCUCUUUUGGAGCCAGUUUUCAAGCAAAAAGAUCUUACCAGCUCAAAACAGGUGCCAGCCGAAAUUGCCUUUAAACUGUACGACACUUUUGGGUUUCCCUUGGAUCUCACAGUCCUGAUAGCUGAGGAACGAGGCUGGUCUGUCGACCUUGCUGCGGUUGAAAAGCUGAGACAGAGACAGCAGGAGCAGGGGCGAGCAUCAUGGAAGGCGGGUUCAAGUCUGAUGCACUCCAAGGCGCUCGAGUGGAAGGAGCUGGGCAUCUUCCCGACAUUUUCAGGUUACCAGCGCGAUGUGUUGACGGGUCAGCCAUCGACAGUUUUGGCGGCUCAGAGCACUGGGGAUGGUACGGGCGAUAUGAUUCUGGCGAUCGAGCCCUGUCCGUUUUAUGGAUUAGGUGGUGGACAAAGCCCCGACGCUGGAUCUAUCAAGUUAGCUAACGGAAGCGAGUGGCGUGUUGUCGAUGUUUUUUCGCCAUAUGAACGAGGCCUGGCUAUCCGUGUCCAGCCCAUGUCAGAGGAGUCGCUCACGGAGGAAGAUAUGCUGUGUAUGCACAAAGGGUUCCAGGUAACAGCAUUUGUCGAUACAGAGCGGAGGGAGGGGGUCGCAGCCCACCAUAGUGCAACACAUCUGCUGAACGCUGCGCUAAGAAAGUCGCUUGGGAAGCCCAUCAUGCAAGCUGGUUCUUUGGUCGAGCCUGGACGACUCCGCUUCGAUUUUACACAUGGCAAACCUGUCGAUCAGAACCAGAUCCGAGAAAUUGAGGACUGGAUUAACACAACUGCGCUUCAAAGCGUACGACCUGUUAUCAAAGAAUACCCACUCCAACAAGCGAUCGAUAUGGGCUCAAUAGCUGUGUUUUCGGAAAAAUAUGGCGAGGUCGUCCGCGUUGUAGAUUUCCCCAAGGUGUCGAUGGAGUUGUGUGGCGGUACACAUGUUGAGGACCUCUCAAGGAUCUAUCCUUUCAAAAUUUUGUCCGAGGGAUCUGUCGCUGCAGGCACGAGAAGAAUCGAGGCUGCGGUCGGAAAGGCAGCGAUCCAGCAUUUCAUUGAACAGGAUCGCAUGGUCACAGGGCUGAACCAGGACCUGAAGGUGUAUGCGACCAGCGCAGGUAAUGGGCUUGAUCUCAAGGUUAAUCGGAUGAAGGACCAAGUUGCAGAUCUCUCCCGUCAAUAUAACCGUCUGCUUGAGAAGCUCGCCAAAGCACCAACCUCUGUCCCAACAAAAAAAGGAACACUCGGUUUUUUGUCAAAUUCAAGCAGUGCAACAGGCGAUGAUGGCACUACAGCGCCAUUAUUUAUUCAUGAACUGGACGCCGAUAUCUCGGAUCAGGACUAUUAUUCUAAAAGGGCAAACCUUGUAAGGGACCAGGAACCAGGAGCGGUGCAUGUCCUUGUAUGGAAAGAGAACGUGGUUGUGGCAUUGGAUCAGAAACAGUUUCCAAAGCUGCAUGCAGGCAAGGUUCUUAAGAGCGUGCUGGAUCAAAUUGGAGGGGGCAAAGGCGGGGGUCAGCCCCAGCUGGCUCGCGGAAAGAUGACAGGCGAUGGCGCCUUUGAGAGAUUGGUUCAACUUGCACAAGGCAUUACGAUUUCGUAGCAGACAGAGUCCUCCUAAUAAAAAUCGACUAUAGAGACUG
This is a messenger RNA of Gamsiella multidivaricata, 2951 nucleotides long. Its product is annotated as tRNA synthetases class II (A)-domain-containing protein. The transcript has 10 exons. Gene Ontology annotation, molecular function: nucleic acid binding; ATP binding; amino acid binding. The record is from RefSeq and is a predicted model, not a curated record. Gene Ontology annotation, biological process: tRNA modification; alanyl-tRNA aminoacylation. Lineage: Eukaryota; Fungi; Mortierellomycota; Mortierellomycetes; Mortierellales; Mortierellaceae. The coding region runs from base 38 to 2911 and encodes 957 amino acids. Gene Ontology annotation, cellular component: mitochondrion; cytoplasm.